This is a messenger RNA of Scutellospora calospora, 297 nucleotides long. The record is from the annotation of a GenBank genome assembly. Lineage: Eukaryota; Fungi; Glomeromycota; Glomeromycetes; Diversisporales; Gigasporaceae.
AUGCAGAUAUUCUUAAAUAGCCUAAAAAGAAAGAAUACUACUUUUGGACAAUAUACCUUAGAAUCAUCUAAACUACAACAGAAUUUAGAAAAUAAAUCAAGUAAUAUUAAAAAAAGAAUUAAAGAGUUAGCAAUAAAUUAUAUAGCUCUAGUAACUAAGAUAAAUAGUUCAGAAAAUAAUCAGCUUCAAAGAGAUUUCAAGAAAGAACAAAGAAGAGGAUCUAAAUAUUAUCAGUAUAGUGAGAUUAGAUAUUAUAUACAAGAUUGUUUAUUUAAGAAAAUAAAUAUUACUAGAUAG